AUGCUUAAUUUCUUUUUAACUAAAAUAAAAAGAAAAACAAUAAGAAAAGAAAAUGGAACAAAGAAAGUUCAAUUGUAUUGUGAUAAAAUGAAUUGUAAAGAAAGUGAAUUUUUAAUGAAGUAUAGAGAUGAGUGUAUUAAAUAUGCCAUUAUGUUAAAAAAUAUUCCAUCACCUGAAGUUUUAAAUAUUGGAAAAAUAUUUAUACAAGCAAUUGAAGCAAAUAAAAUUUUAGAUAUUCGAUCAUUUUUUGGUCUUUCAACAAAUGCAUGGUCUGAAGCAUUAAUUUCAGGAGGUGAAAUAAUAUCUGUUGACUUGGAUCAUAGUAUAAAAAAAAAAAUUGAAAAAAAUAUAAAUGUUACAAAAAAUAAUUAUUCUAAUAAAGAAAUAACAAUUAAAGAUAUUGAAGAAGAUCCUUUACAAUUUCUUGAUAAAAUGGUAUCUAAUACAGAAAACUUAAAUAAAUUUGACUUUAUUUUUAUUAAUGAUGAUGGAAAAAAAUAUUCAAAAUAUUAUGAACAAACAAUGAAACUUAUCUCUCCUGGUGGUAUAAUUAUUUUUAAUAAUGUUUUAUCUUCCAGUAAAGUUGCUGACUACAAAAAUAUUAAUGAAGAAGCAAUUGCUCUCAGAAACUUAAAUAACAUAAUAUCAAAUGAUAGUAGAUGUAAUAAUAUUCUUCUCAAUAUUGAUGAUGGUUUACAUAUUGUUUUUAAACAUAAAAUUUAA
Strongyloides ratti is the source of this 723-nucleotide messenger RNA. Its product is annotated as O-methyltransferase, family 3-containing protein. The transcript has a single exon. The coding region runs from base 1 to 723 and encodes 240 amino acids. Gene Ontology annotation, molecular function: O-methyltransferase activity; S-adenosylmethionine-dependent methyltransferase activity. The record is from RefSeq and is a predicted model, not a curated record. Lineage: Eukaryota; Metazoa; Nematoda; Chromadorea; Rhabditida; Strongyloididae.